AUGACCCUCUGUCUCUGCCUAAGAGCUUCAAAGGCUUUUAAACCGUCUACCAAGCUUCCCUUCUUCGAGGUACGUCGCCUUUUCUUGUUUCCAUUCCCUAUUCGCCUUCUCAGCCGCCCUUCCGCUGAACCUGAACCAGUAGUAGCUGAUAGCUGCGGCCGCGGCGCCGAAUCAAUCCCUCCCCAGUCCACAAUCCAUCAUUACAGAGACCUUAUAUUCACGACUGUUGAAGAAAAACCCUUUGCUUUUUGCAACCACAGUUGGGUUGCGGAGCAAUUUCAUCCUGUGAUUACUGACCCCGAGUUGCUGGUUCGGGUCAUAUCUUCUAUUCGAGGAAAACCGAGAGUAGCUUUAAGGUUCUUCAGAUGGGUCCUGGGCCAAUCAGGGUUUAAGAGUUCAGAAUCCGUGUUUUGUGUCGUCCUUGAGGUUCUGGUGGCAAACGAUUUGAUGAAACCUGCUUACUGGGUGAUGGAUAGGACAAUUGACAGACAAAUGCACGGGAUUGUUGAUGUUUUGAUUGCCAACUGCGUUGAUCCUCAGGUUUUGAUCAAGAUUCUUGAUCUUCUGUUGUGGGUUUACACCAAGAGAUCCAUGGUUAAGCAGUAUUUAUCAGUUUUUAACAAAGUAUUGAGAAAUGGGUUGUUGCCCGAUGUUAAGAACUGCAACAGGAUUCUCAGGGUACUUCGAGACAAGAAGCUCGGAGCUGAAGCUAGGCAAGUCUAUGGAAUGAUGUGUGAAUACGGAAUUAAGCCUACUGUUAUCACGUAUAAUACAAUGUUGGAUUUGCUUUGCAAAGAAGGGCAUCUUCAGCAAGGCCUGGAUCUUUUAUCAGAGAUGCAAGGGACUGGUUGUUUUCCUAAUGAUGUUACAUAUAAUAUAUUGAUCAACGGGUUUUCAAAGAGGGGAAAAUUGGAGGAAGCUAAAGAAUGGAUCGGGAGUAUGAUGAAAGUGGGGUUGAGAGUUUCAGCAUAUUCGUAUAAUCCCCUAAUUUCUGGGUAUUGCAAAAAAGGGUUAUUUGACGAGGCAAGAUACCUUGAAGAAGAAAUGGUGAAGAAAGACGUGACUCCUACGGUAUCAACCUACAAUGCAAUUAUCCAUGGAUUAUGCAAAUAUGGGAGAAUAAGCGACAACAACAGAAAGCAAUUGUUAGAUAUGUUUAGGAACAAUGUGAUGCCAGACAUAGUGUCAUAUAAUUCUCUUAUUUAUGGAUACUGCAGGUUGGGGUAUGUUGGCGAUGCUUUUCUUUUGUUUGAUGAACUAAAGUAUCGAGGCCUCCAUCCGACUGUGGUUACAUAUAAUACGCUCAUAGAUGGGCUUUGCAGAAUUGGGGACUUGGAAGGUGCUCAAAAGCUGAAACAUGGUAUGGUCAAUGUUGGUGUUCAUCCUGAUGUAUUUACUUACACCAUUCUUGUAAAUGGCUCCUCCAAGUUAGGAAAUAUGUUGAUGGCGAAGGAAUUUUUUGAUGAGAUGCUGCAUGCCGGAUUAUCUCCUGAUCGGCACACAUAUACUACACGGAUCAUGGGUGAACUGGAGACUGGUUCUACAACCAAGGCAUUUAGUUUACAAGAAGAAAUGGUUGCAAAAGGGCUCCCUCCAGAUGUGUAUACCUAUAAUGUCUUUCUGCACGGGCUCCUUAAGUUGGGUAACUUUGAAGAUGCUGAAGAAAUGUUUCAACAAAUAGUUAGAGAUGGUCUUGUUCCUGAUCAUAUAACCUACACUACCAUGAUACAUGCAGAAUUGGAAAAGGGGCGGCUGACCAGAGGCAGGGAGAGAUUCUAUGAAAUGUUGAGCAAGGGGAAGAACCCUACAGUUGUAACUUAUACCAUAUUGAUUCAUGCACAUGCAUUAAUGGGGAGGCUAGAACUGGCAAAAAUGUUUCUUAAAGAGAUGCGGUGCAUAGGGCUUGUCCCUAAUGUUAUUACCUACAACACUUUGAUAAAUGGGUUUACCAAAGUAAGAGCGAUGGGUCAAGCAUACUCAUACUUCAAUGAGAUGGAGCAAAAUGGUAUAUUUCCCAACAAAUACACGUUCACCAUAUUGAUUAAUGGAUGCUCGGAUGUUGGAGACUGGCAGGGGGCUUUGACAUUAUACAAAGAAAUGCUAGAUAGAAGGAUUGAACCAGAUUCUUGUACUCAUAGUGUAUUGUUGAAGCACCUGGACAAAGAUUACAAAUCCCAUGCCAUUGAGUACCUGGAGAGCUUAAUUGUUCAGGAUGGUAAUGAGAAGAUGAUGGUUGAUACAUUUGAUGCUGCCAGAGGCUAG
Molecule: messenger RNA, 2262 nt
Organism: Linum tenue
Lineage: Eukaryota; Viridiplantae; Streptophyta; Magnoliopsida; Malpighiales; Linaceae
Source: the annotation of a GenBank genome assembly